AUAGCGAUGAAUAACGCGGCGCGGAUAUUGCGGGAUUGAAGAGAUAUCGCGCUAUCGUUAUUUCUCGGCUCACCUGAACCAGAUUAAAAGUGUAUAAUCUUUUUAACGUUUCAUUGGCAGCUUGGUAUGAAUUUGCGUUCGUACGACGUGACUCACGCACGUCAAUUGCACUGCCGACGGUGAUUAGGUUAGGGAGAUUAGGUUAGAUUUCGCUGCUACUACAAGGACGGCAAUCGGCGAUGGCUAAUAAACAGUACGGUCUGAUCCUGCCGAAGAAGCAGGUCACAGCGCCGAAGCUCGGUAAUGUUUUCGGGGACGACAAUGCCUCCGACGAGGACGACGGCGGCACCGACUGGGUCAGGAAGGCCCUCAAGGCGGAGAGUGAGAAGAAUCGGAUGAAGAAGCAAACGAGGCUUGACAUGCAGAAGGCCCUGGACGAGGACCCGACGAUCUACCAGUACGACGAGGUGUACGAUGACUUGGAGCGUCAGAGUAAGGGCGGCCAGGUGGACGGCGCGAGCAAGCAGAAGGAGAAGAAGUCCAAGUACAUUCAAAAGCUCCUAAAGACGGCUGAUCGAAGGAAGAAGGAGCAGGAGCACAGGAUAGAGAGGAUGGUACAGAAGGAGCGUGAGGCUGAAGGCGAGAUGUACGCGGACAAGGAGAGCUUUGUCACCUCGGCGUACAGAGCAAAGUUGGAGGAGUUUAAGAAGAUGGAGGAAGAAGAGGCCAAAAUGAGUAGACUAGAGGCUAUCGGCGAUGUGACAAAGCAGCAGGACAUGUCGGGAUUCUAUCGCCAUUUAUACAGACAGACCAUCGACUACAAAGGUGAGACCGACGAGAACGAAAGUAAUAAGGUGAAAGAAGAAAGUACUGAGCAGAGAAAACGGAAAACUUCGACGAGCAGCACAAAUGGAGAAAGCGCAACGGCGAACGAAACGGAGGAGAGACAGAGAGCGAUCGCGACAAGGUCUAAAAAAUCGAGGCAGUACCGACAAAGAGCCAUAGAAACAUACGAAUCUGAUUCUGAAACGGAGACGAGUAGAGAGGAGCUAAAGAAAGAUCAGACCACUGUUGCUUCGUCAGCAGACAAGGAAGCUGAUGAAGUAGAGGUGCGCGAACCAGAGGAAAAGAAACAAAAAAUAAAUAGUAAAAGCAACGCGAUAGAAAGUAUUGUAGAUAACAAGGAUAAAGAUACAAUUGUAAAAAAUACCGAGAUAUCUCGAGAUGACGUUACUACAGAAAAUGAAGAAACAGUUGAGAAUAAGAAGUCUGUUGAAAAGAAAGACAGAUCUUCCAUUUGGGAAAAGAGAACAGUAGGUCCAGUGUUCGAGGCAGCGUUACAAAGAUAUUACGCGAGGAAGGCAAAGAGACUGGCUGCCACAAAUUAAAUAUAAUUAAAUUAUAAUUUUUUUAUAUAUAACACGUUAAUGUACUCUUCUCCACUUAACUUUUAUAUCAAUUAAUACUAACUUUAUUUUGGUGGUAAAAUUGUAUAAAAAAAGUAUGGUGUGAUCUCCAACUGUAAAAAUGUGUGUAAUAAUGAAAAUUAAGGAUAAAACUUAUUUUAUGAUAUUAGAAAAAUUCUGCAUAUAUUUAUAAAAAAAAUGCACAUACAUAUGAUCCAAAUGCUCGAACUAUGAGUAUUCGGAUUUAUUUAUAAUUUAAGUAGAUGUUACACAGCUGAGCUAAGAAAAAAUAUAUACACUCGGAUGAGAUAAUACUUUCUUAAA
This is a messenger RNA of Monomorium pharaonis (pharaoh ant), 1730 nucleotides long. RefSeq names its product nuclear speckle splicing regulatory protein 1. Lineage: Eukaryota; Metazoa; Arthropoda; Insecta; Hymenoptera; Formicidae. The coding region runs from base 240 to 1388 and encodes 382 amino acids. Gene Ontology annotation, biological process: regulation of alternative mRNA splicing, via spliceosome. The record is from RefSeq and is a predicted model, not a curated record. The transcript is spliced from 2 exons.